CAGUUUUCAUUUCUCCCUCAACCCAAGAACAUCAAAAUUUGAUUUUCUAUAAAAGCCAUUUUUGGUAUUAUAUCUUUUAUUUUAGUUGUUUUAUAUUUCAAACCAUGGGCUGUGCACCGGGCGGACCUUGCUGCGGAUCCUGCGGACCUUGUGGACCUUGUGGACCGUGCUGCGGUCCCUGUUGUGGACCUUGCGGGCCCUGCUGUGGGCCCUGUGGACCUCGUUGUGGACCUUGCGGACCCUGUGGUCCUUGCUGCGGCCCUAUGGAAAAACGAAACGGCCUUCAGCGGUGCUGCCCGUUUUAGCUGUGAUUUCCUGAAUAAGCAACAAAAUUAUUGACAAAUAAAGGGGAACUAUGAAAACAAUCAAA
Drosophila santomea is the source of this 370-nucleotide messenger RNA. It is a transcript of the gene Mst84Dd, whose product is annotated as male-specific sperm protein Mst84Dd. The transcript has a single exon. Lineage: Eukaryota; Metazoa; Arthropoda; Insecta; Diptera; Drosophilidae. The coding region runs from base 105 to 305 and encodes 66 amino acids. The record is from RefSeq and is a predicted model, not a curated record.